AGUAGUGGUGGAAGAGGUGGUGGUGGUAGUGGUGGUGGUGGUGGUGGUGGAGGACAAGGAGGUGGUGGCGGCGGCGGUGGUAGCGGAGGAAGAGGUGGCGGAGGUAGUGGAGGAUGGGGACAAGGUGGUGGCGGUGGUAGCGGAGGAAGAGGUGGUGGAGGUAGUGGAGGAAGAUAUGGUCAAGGAGGCGGUGGUGGUGGUAGUGGUGGUGGUGGUGGUGGUGGAGGACAAGGAGGCAACUGGCAAGGAGGUGGUGGAAGUUGUGCACGCGCUGACCAAUCAGAUUGCAGCUAUUACUUCGAAUGUCAAGGCGACAGUGGUGAACAAAGGCUUCAGUGUCCAGAAGGGUUGUACUUCAACGAUAACCAAAAGUAUUGCGAUUACCCUGGCAAUGUACAAUGCAACGGCGCACGGCCCAACGAACUGUGUGGUGACUAUGCAGAAGACUUUAAGAAGCGUCACAAUGAAAUGUGUCACAUGUACUACGAAUGCAACCUUGGUUACCUAAAUGACGUUCAGGAAUGUGCUCCUGGUACUGUAUUUAAUCCUAGGAUCCAAGUAUGCGACUACCUGAAUAACACUGACUGUGGCAACUUGCAGGUGCCUAAGAGCGCCAUAGAGUUUGGACGUGGUGGAGGCGGAAAUGGUGGAGGCGGAAAUGGUGGAGGCGGAAAUGGUGGAGGUAAUGGUGGCUGGAACGGAGGUAAUGGUGGCUGGAACGGAGGUAAUGGUGGCGGGCAAGGUGGAGGUAGAUAUGGUCAAGGUGGAGGAAACGGUGGAGGAAACAGAGGAGGAGGACAAGGAGGAUGGAAUGGAGGUAACCGUGGAGGAGGAGGAAAAGGAGGAUGGAAUGGUGGAAAUGGAGUUUUGUAUAACUUUCCACAAGAAAUAUCCAACAAUCAAAGUGGAAACUAUGGCGGAAACCAAGGUGGACGAGGCGGUGGCGGUAGUGGAGGACGUGGCGGCGGUGGCGGCGGCAGCGGUGGAGGCCGUGGUGGCGGCAGUGGAGGACGUGGUGGCGGUGGUGGUGGUAGUGGAGGAAGAGGUGGUGGAGGAAGUGGAGGCGGAUUUUCGUACGGGAACAUUGACAAUAAUAUUGUCUUGGAUAAUUCUCUAAGACUAUUAGCUAUGUCGUUACCUAUUUUCAUUUAG
This is a messenger RNA of Octopus bimaculoides (California two-spot octopus), 1152 nucleotides long. RefSeq lists its product as uncharacterized. The record is from RefSeq and is a predicted model, not a curated record. Gene Ontology annotation, molecular function: chitin binding. Lineage: Eukaryota; Metazoa; Mollusca; Cephalopoda; Octopoda; Octopodidae. Gene Ontology annotation, cellular component: extracellular region.